Messenger RNA from Lactuca virosa, 1060 nucleotides. The record is from the annotation of a GenBank genome assembly. NCBI's taxonomy places the organism in Eukaryota, Viridiplantae, Streptophyta, Magnoliopsida, Asterales, Asteraceae.
CAAGCACUAAAACAAUAUGAGAAACUUUAAUUUAGCGGUGCCAUUCUCCGACUGUGAUGGUGGAAACCAAUCGGAUCACCGGAAAAUACCGUUUUCCGAUGUGAUAGUCACAAAACCUAGAGACCAAUUUUAUGGUCGAAAAUGGCAACCUAUAGACAUUCAAGUGGCAUUAUGGUUCACUUUUGUCCAUAUAUUAACCCUCUUUGCACCAUUUGCUUUCACUUGGGAUGCUUUUUGGAUUGCAUUUUCUGGUUACUUGCUUACUGGAAUUUUGGGUAUAACUCUUUCUUAUCACCGACUUUUGUCCCAUCAUAGUUUCAAACUCCCCAAAUGGCUCGAGUAUAUGUGUGUUUACUUUGGGGUCCUAGCUGCCCAGGGAGAUCCAAUAUUUUGGGUGAGCAUUCAUAGAUACCAUCACAAAUAUGUGGAUUCGAAUAAUGAUACACAUUCACCCGUUAAUGGAUUUUGGUUUAGUCAUAUGGGUUGGCUUUUUGACAGUGAAUAUAUGGUUGAAAAGUAUCGGGAACAUAAAAAUGUAGAGGAUUUAAAAAAUCAGACAUUCUACAUGUUUAUACGGAAAACAUACAUGUGGCAUUUAUUUGGAUGUGGUGCUCUCUUAUAUGCAUGGGGUGGAUUUACAUACCUGGUUUGGGGAAUGGGUGUUAGGACUGUAUGGGUAUACCACCUCACGUUUUUUGUGAACUCUGUUUGUCAUAUUUGGGGAAACCAAUCUUGGAAUACCGGAGAUCUCUCCAAGAACAACUGGUUGUUAGGAGUGUUUUUUUUCGGAGAAGGAUGGCAUAAUAAUCAUCAUGCAUUUGAGUAUUCAGCUCGACAUGGAUUUGAGUGGUGGCAAAUAGAUGUUACUUGGUACAUUAUAAAGUUUCUUGAAGGAGUAGGGUUGGCAACCAACGUCAAAGUGCCAACCGAAGCCCAAAAGCUUAAAAAAUCCAAUUUCAAUUCUAUUAAUAAAUUCAAAUGACUGAGCGUUUGUUUAUAAUAUAAAGCAUACCUUUACAAAAAAUAAAUAUUGGAACUUGAUAAUUCUAUAUGUAUCGAU